CAUAGUCUCCAUCUGAGCGCGAGCCUCCGAUAUGUUCGCGGUCUUGCAGGUGAGUGUCCGCCGCGCGCUCAGGACGGGGCUCCGUUUCCCCGCCCUGCGUGUGCCCGCUGCGGGCUGUGCGGGGUCAGUGUCCGGGUCAGAGGCUGCGGGGUCCGGCGUCAGAGCGGUCCACGGGCCGGACCACGGGCAGGUCCGGAGGAGCUGCACCGUGGACCCGAACCUGGAGGAGGAGUUCGUUUUCGUGGACUUCACAGCUGAUAUAUCUUCAGAUGCAGAGGAGAACCUCUCCUUGUCCUCAGCUCCUCCUCCUUCCCUGACUCCUCCUCUUCCUCCUCUGGUUCCGCCCCCUCGCCACCUGAGGUCUCUGGAGCGACAGCUGCAGGUAUUAAAGGGCGUGGCCCAGCAGGAGGCGGAGACAGACUCUCUGAUCCAGUUCCAUGAUGUGGACUUCCCAUUGGACGAGGACGUCGUGGCGUCGAAGAAGAAGAAGAAGAAGAAGAAGGCAGGUAAAGGUGAGCACAAGGUGUUCGGCACACCGGACGUGGACGAGCCCGUCAGUGACACCUGUUGCUCAGGCUGCGGCGCUAUCCUUCACUGCACCGCCGCCACCGCGCCCGGUUACCUGCCCAGCGAGAAGUACAAGGUGCUGCUGCAGGAGGAGCGUCUGAGUGGCGCCACCUGUCAGCGCUGCCACCUGCUGACGCACCACCACAAGGCGCUGAACCUCCACCUGUCCGCGGAUCAGUAUCGGACCGUGGUGCGGCAGGUGCAGCCCCUCAGGGCGCUGGUGCUGCUCAUUGUCGACCUGCUGGACCUGCCAGACUCCAUCGUACCAGACCUGCCAGACCUAGUCGGGACCAACAAACACGUUGUCGUCCUCGGCAACAAGAUCGACCUGUUCCCGGGAGACUCGCCGAACUACCUGCAGCGAAUCAAACAGCAGCUCAGUCGGUACUGUGAGGACGCCGGGUUCGGCAGUCAGGUGACCGGCGUCCACCUGAUCAGCGCUAAGACGGGUUACGGCGUGGAGUCUUUGAUCUCCGACCUGCAGCGGUCCUGGAGGUACAAAGGUGACGUGUACCUGGUGGGCAGCGCCAAUGCCGGCAAGUCCACACUGUUCAACACACUGCUGCAGUCCGACUACUGCAAGUCCAGAGCAUCCGACUCCAUCCACAAGGCCACCAUCUCGCCGUGGCCAGGGACGACUCUAAACCUGCUGAAGUUCCCGAUCAUGAACCCAACACCGUACAGGAUGUUCAGACGACGCGAGCGCCUGAAUGAGGCGGAGACGCAGACCGAGAGCGAGCUGUCACAGGACGAGCUGAGGACACUCACACACCUGAGCAGGAGGGGCUACCUCGUGGGUCGUGUUGGCAGGACGUUCCAGUCUGAUGUUCCGUCCAGACGAGAUGAAAUCGAGUUUGAUCCUGACAGUUUGUCUUUUGGAGAAAAUGACGAUGGAGAGACGACGCGCACAGCCCCCUGCAGGUCGUCUGAGUUGACCCUGAACGAGCUCAAAGAUGCUCAUUGGCUGUACGACACACCUGGGAUCAUGAAGGAACGCGACAUCCUGAACCUGCUCACUGAACAGGAAGUGAUGUCAGUGGUUCCCUCGCAGGCCGUCGUCCCGCGGACGUUCGUGUUGAAGCCAGGAACUAGUCUGUUCGUGGGCGCCAUGGCGAGGAUCGACUUCCUGCAGGGCGGGAAGUCGUGCUGGUUCUCAGUCGUGGCGUCCGGUCGGGUUCCGGUCCACAUCACCAGUCUGGAAAAGGCUGACGCCAUCUAUGAGAAACAUGCUGGACACAUCCUGCUGGGGGUUCCUCUGGGAGGGUUGGAGCGGAUGAAGGACUUCCCGCCGUUGGCUCCUCAGGAGUACAGGCUGGAGGGUCGAGGUUACCUGGAGGCUGCCGCUGACAUUAAACUGUCAUCUGCAGGUUGGGUGGCAGUGACGGCGCCUGAUGGCGAUCAGCUGGUGUUGAGGGUUCAUGGUCCAGAGGCGGCUGGUUUCAGUCUGCGGACGCCACCGCUGCUUCCUCAUGUCAUCGCUCUGAAAGGAGAACGCAUCAGGAAGACCGCCGCCUACAAACCCGUCAAACCGCUGGGCUUGCUGGCAGGCGGGAUGUCGGACCGUGGUGCAGAGAGGCUGCAGAUGCAGAAGAAGAAGAAGCAGAAGAAGAAGAAGGAGUGAUGAGACAUCUAAGGACACGGCCGAGGACUGGCGGACCGUCCUGGAUCACAGUCCUGACUUGAUGUGAACUCCAGAGACGUUCAGGUCACAUGAUGUUUCGAUGACAUCACAGUUAUUUAAAGGAACAGACGUUUGAAGUCUGAAGUUUGAUUUGAAAACUUUAUUUAUAAAAGUUGAUUAAAGUGAAUAAACAGAUGAAACUACAA
Molecule: messenger RNA, 2394 nt
Organism: Larimichthys crocea (large yellow croaker)
Lineage: Eukaryota; Metazoa; Chordata; Actinopteri; Sciaenidae
Gene: noa1
Product: nitric oxide associated 1
Exons: 9
Coding region: 32-2188 (718 amino acids)
Molecular function (GO): GTP binding
Source: RefSeq, a predicted model, not a curated record